Messenger RNA from Macrosiphum euphorbiae (potato aphid), 1335 nucleotides. The record is from the annotation of a GenBank genome assembly. NCBI's taxonomy places the organism in Eukaryota, Metazoa, Arthropoda, Insecta, Hemiptera, Aphididae.
AUGAGAUUUAUCGUGGUUAUAGCGACACUAAUAAUAAUUAAUUGUAUUAAAUGUGAAUCAGAUAAAUGUUUUCAUCAAGACGACCAUCCUUUUCCGUUCUUUGGCUCAAAAACUGCAUAUAGUUAUGUGUCAGCAAAACAAAACUAUACCCAACCAAAUUGUAAGCCAUUGCAAUUGUGGCUAUUGUCCAGACAUGGUACUCGACAUCCCGAAAGCACUUUAAUAGAUGAAAUAUCGAAUUUAAAUGAGUAUAAAGAUAACCUAACCAAUAAUUCAAGUUUAUGCAAAGAAGAUUUUGAGGCAAUCAAAGCAUGGAUUUUUAAUUUGACUGAAAAAGAUGGAUCUAAACUCAAUAACCAAGGUGUUAAUGAUUUGUCAUCUUUGGGAUUGAGACUUCAAAGUUUAUACGAAGACAUUUUUGACCAACCUUAUAAUCCCAUAACAUACAGUGUGUUAUCAUCGAAUAAAGAAAGAUCAAGGGAUAGUGCAUUUUACUUUUUAAAAUCUGUCUUUAAUGUGAAUGUUACGGACAUACCUUUAAUAAAUAGCGAUGAUAUCAAAUUAAACAUAUCAAAAUUUCAAAUUAUAUAUGACAACGAGGAAUUAAAGAAUUUUCGUAAUAGUAUAUACAUGCAAAACGUAAUUGUCAGAGUAUCGAAUAUUUUGGGACUUGAUCGUAAUCUGGAGUUCGGUACAAUAAAAUCUAUGUACAACUCAUGUCGAUUCGAAAGAUCAGUGGACAUAAAUUCUCACCCAGCUUGGUGUGCCGUAUUUUCUCAAGAAGAUUUAGAAGUUCUUGAGUACAAUGACGAUUUAAAGUAUUACUACUCAAAUGGGUAUGGCAACUCAUACAACGAAAGACUUGGCUGUCCGAUCGUGAGAGAUCUCAUGAAUAACUUUAGGAAUAAAUCUCAAGCAAAACCCGGGCCAAAAGGAGUGUUUUAUUUUGGUCAUUCAGCGAACGUAUUUAGUGCAAUUGUUAGACUAGGUUUUGCCAGAGACACUACGCCUUUGCUAAGUUCUAACUUUAAUGAUAUGCGCGAUAGAAAAUGGAAAACAUCAUAUUUGGAUCCUUUUGCAUCAAAUUUGAUGGCCGUGCUUUACGAAUGUCACGGUGAGAAAAAAGUAACUUUUUUUGUCAAUGAAGUUCCAAUGACUGUUGAGAAGUAUGGAUGUACUUUGUGUCCAUGGACAUCGAUCGAAAAUAUGUUUGAUCCCAUUGUUUCCAGCCCAUCGUGUACGUUUGAUGAAAAUAAUUCAUCAGCUUUCAGAGUGUGUACAACAACAAAUAUUCUCUUUCUCACUUGUUUAUUAACAUUUUUUUAUUAUCCGUAG